This is a messenger RNA of Colletotrichum siamense, 807 nucleotides long. RefSeq lists its product as uncharacterized. Lineage: Eukaryota; Fungi; Ascomycota; Sordariomycetes; Glomerellales; Glomerellaceae. The record is from RefSeq and is a predicted model, not a curated record. Bases 1 to 807 code for a protein of 268 amino acids. The transcript has 2 exons.
AUGAUUAAGAAGUCCUCUGCGAACCAUUUAUACCGGUACCGUGCAUUGGAAACCGAGGUGCAUCGAGUCCUCUAUCUUCAAGAAGACAUCCCCGCGCUUAACGGAACGACCAUAGGGGACUGGAUGUUGGAUAUUAGCAGCCGGCUAGAGACCUGGUAUGCCAACGCCCAAACAUACACGCAGUACAAUAUGCUUGAAUUCAAGCAUGUGCAGUUCAACCAUCUGAGGGCCCGAAUUCACCGGCCGACACCUAGGCUAAGAACGAGACUCCCUGAAGAUUGGGGGAUAGUACUAGAGUCCUGUGAGAGACUCAUCGAGGACUAUGUGGGUCAAGAGCGCCGCGGGCGGCUGUUCUACCCCUGGCACGGCGUACACAUAUUGUUUGAAACCGCCAUGAUAGCGCUGCACGCAUCAUGGUCUUCGCGAGAGUACCAACCGUUCAGAAAUCAGGCAGAACACAUGGUGCAAACGCUGCUUCCUCAGUGUCUGCAAGUCCUAUCCAACAUCGGGCAACGGUGGGGCGAAGCGACGAGAUGUGCUGACAAGCUGAGACCACUUGUACAAAAGGUUUCAUCUGCCUUCACGUGGGCAAAUCAACUGUCUGUUCAUGAAGCUGCGUUGAUAGAGGACGAGAUUGAGGGUUUGAUCUUUUCGGACAAGAAUCUGUCAUGGAACGCCGUUACACUAGAGAACAGCGGCCUUGGUGUUGAAGAUGGCGCAUUGCUUAUUGACAACAUGCUUGUCGACGACCUCAACGCUCUCCAAUGGGCUCCAGACUGGGAUCUUGUUUUUGGUGAAAUCUCCUAG